Helianthus annuus (common sunflower) is the source of this 741-nucleotide messenger RNA. RefSeq names its product nuclear transcription factor Y subunit B-1. Gene Ontology annotation, cellular component: nucleus; CCAAT-binding factor complex. Gene Ontology annotation, molecular function: protein heterodimerization activity; DNA-binding transcription activator activity, RNA polymerase II-specific; RNA polymerase II cis-regulatory region sequence-specific DNA binding. Gene Ontology annotation, biological process: regulation of transcription by RNA polymerase II. Lineage: Eukaryota; Viridiplantae; Streptophyta; Magnoliopsida; Asterales; Asteraceae. The transcript is spliced from 2 exons. The record is from RefSeq and is a predicted model, not a curated record. The coding region runs from base 31 to 576 and encodes 181 amino acids.
CCCAAAUUGAAAUUAGGGAAAGUUGAGAAAAUGGAGAAUGCCCAAGGUUUCCAUGGCCCCCAGGGACCCCCUCCCCAACCAACACCCGGCAACAACGAAUGCAUUGUUCGAGAACAAGACCGGUUGAUGCCGAUAGCAAACGUGAUUCGUAUCAUGCGAAACAUCCUCCCUCGCAAUGCCAAGAUCUCUGAUGAUUCCAAAGAGACAGUCCAAGAAUGUGUUUCCGAGUUCAUCAGCUUCGUGACUAGCGAAGCUAAUGACAGGUGCCAACGUGAGCAAAGGAAGACUAUAACCGCUGAAGACAUUCUUUGGGCAAUGAGCAAGCUCGGGUUCGAGGACUACCUCGAGCCCUUGACCCUGUACCUCCAUCGCUACAGGGAGACCGAUGGUGGAGAACGUGGGCCCAUGAGGGCAGCUGAGCCACAAGCCAGGCCGGUUGGCAUGGGUGAUGGUUAUCAUAUGAGUCAUCAUCAUCUCUUUGGCCCUGCUGGACUAAUGAAUGGUGAGUCAUCAAAUGCUGCUGGUCCUUCUGGGCCUGUUGCUGGGUUCAAGCCAUAUGCUCAGUGUAAAGAGUAGGGCUUGAUCAUAUAUGGCAUAGUGGCUAUAUGAUAUGAUGGUCAUGUUUCAUGUUUGUUUCUUUUUUUUCUUUUUUUUUUUUUUUUCUGUCAUGGAGGCUAUAUAAUACUAUGCCAUAGGGUGUUUGUGUGUUUGACUUUGGAUACCAUCAUAUAUAAUACUAUG